This is a messenger RNA of Bufo bufo (common toad), 2194 nucleotides long. RefSeq names its product zinc finger protein OZF-like. Gene Ontology annotation, biological process: regulation of transcription by RNA polymerase II. Gene Ontology annotation, molecular function: DNA-binding transcription factor activity; RNA polymerase II cis-regulatory region sequence-specific DNA binding. The coding region runs from base 178 to 2034 and encodes 618 amino acids. Lineage: Eukaryota; Metazoa; Chordata; Amphibia; Anura; Bufonidae. The transcript has 7 exons. The record is from RefSeq and is a predicted model, not a curated record.
CGCGCAUGGAGCUGAGAUACUAGCGAACAGCAAGCGGCAGCGCGGAGCCUGGAGGAGGCUGAUCUGUCAGGAUGCAGGUGGAAGACCGUCCUCGGGCCUCUGUGCGGCCUCCCGUCAGCACAUGAAGCCUUCAGGAUCCCGCAGCUCCUAUUCUUCUCUAGAGCCGGCCUUUUAAAUAUGGCCAAGGAGCAGAACGAGCUGACCAAGCGGAUAAUAGACGUCACCCUGAAGAUCAUGCACCUUUUGACUGGGGAGGACUACGGGGUGGAGAAGAAAACCUUUGGUAACGGUGUGACCCCCACCCGCCGUCCGUGUGUGUCAGAAGUAUGGAGCCCGAUUACAGAGCCUCACCCCCUGAUACAUGGGCAGGAGAUCCUAGAGCUCACCCACAGGAUCCUUCAGCUGCUGAGCGGAGAGGUUCCAGUGCGGUGUCAGGAUGUGGCGGUGUAUUUCUCCAUGGAGGAGUGGGAGUACGUAGAAGGACACCGAGAUCUGUAUGAGGACGUCAUUGUGGAGGCCACCACAUCACCAGAUGGAUCCAGAAGAAGGAAUCCCCCAGAAAGAUGUCCCCGUCCUCUGUAUUCCCAGGUCUGUCCGGAGGAGAAGGUCCCAGAGAAUCAUCAGGUGGAAGGUCUGACUGAAAUUAAAGUGGAGGAUGAAGAAGAGCAGAUGAUGGGCGAUCCCCCGUGUAAGAGUGAGGUGGAGGAGGACUUUCCAGUCCAGGUGACCACAGAAAAUCUGGGUAUGAAGAGAAACUUAAUGUUGUCAGUAAAGUAUAAAGUAGAAGAUGAAGAUACCGUGCAGCACUCUUCAGGAGAAAACCUCAUUACCUGUAAUGUGCCUCCAGAUCCAUCACAUAAUCCUCCUAAUCAUGAGGAACCUUCUGACCAGUCACUGAUUGUUACCACAAGUACCGGGCAGAAUCGGGGUAAAAGGUUUCAGUGUGGGGAAUGUGGAAAGCAGUUUACAAAAAGCUCAGGUCUUUUUACACACAGAAGAACUCACACAGGAGAGAAGCCGUAUUCAUGCUCAAUGUGUACGAAAUGCUUUACAGAUAAAUCAAAUCUUGGUAGACAUGAAAGAAGCCACACAGGAGAUAAGCCGUAUUUAUGUUUGGAAUGUGGCAAAAGUUUUAUGGUAAAAUCAGAUCUUGUUAAACAUCAGAAAAUUCACACAGGAGAAAGGCCAUAUCCAUGUUCAGAAUGUGGAAAAGGCUUUACUUCUAAAGCCAAACUCAAGGAUCAUCAGAGAAUUCACACAGGAGAGAAACCAUUUACAUGUUCUCAGUGUGGGAAGUGUUUUAUGCUGAAAUCUGAUCUUGUUAUACAUGAAAGAAUUCACACAGGAGAGAGGCCAUAUUCAUGUUCAGAAUGUGGGAAAGGUUUUAUAUCUAAAUCUAAUCUUGUUACACAUAAGAGAAUUCACACAGGAGAGAAGCCAUUUCCAUGUUCAGAAUGUGGGAAGUGCUUUACAUCAAAAUCUAAUUUGGUUACUCACCAGAGAAGUCACACAGGAGAGAAGCCGUUUUCAUGUUUACAAUGUGGGAAAUGUUUCAUCAGUAAAUCAAAUCUUGAUACACAUGCGAGAAGUCACACAGGAGAGAAGCCAUUUCCGUGCUCAAGAUGUGGAAAAUGUUUUAUUACUAAAGCAAAACUUAGGGCUCAUCAGAGAAGUCACACUGGGGAGAAGCCAUUUUCAUGUUCAUUAUGUGGGAAAUGUUUUAGUCAAAAAUCACAUCUUGUUAAACAUGAGAGAAUUCACACCGGAGAGAAGCCGUAUUCAUGUUCACAAUGUGGGAAAUGUUUUAUCAGUAAAUCAAAUCUUAAUAUACAUGAGAGAAUUCACACAGGAGAGAAGCCAUACUCAUGUUCACUAUGUGGGAAAUGCUUUACAGAUAAAUUGCAUCUUGUUAGACACACAAGAAGCCACACAGGAGAGAAGCCGUAUUCAUGCUCAGAAUGUGGGAAAUGUUUUACAAGUAAAUCAAAUCUUGUUAGACAUGAGAGAAAUCACACAGGAGAGAAGCCGUAUUGAUGUUCUGUACGUGGAAAAUGUUUUACAAGGAAUUUAUUUUGAAACUGAUGAAAUAAUUCACAGAGGAGAAGCCAUUUUCUCGUUUUAAAUGUGAGAAAUGCUGUUGUAGAGACCAGCCCGGUGAGGCCUGACAGCAGCAGCCAACCAUCAGACUAGCAAA